AAUGUAUUCAGUGAUAAAAAAUGGACUUCGCUUCAGUAAAAAUAUUGGGUACUGCUAAACCAAAGAUAAGGGAAUAAGUUUGUAUACAAAUGCAAUUACAUAUUUGCAAGAACAACCAACAUUAAGCGAUGACGAAAAAACUUGCAAUGAGAAAUAGUGUGCUUCAAAAUUAUAUGCCAAUAAAAUAAACCAAUCCAAUGUAGAAUAUGCACCAGCUUUAGCGUAAACAAAAUAAAGAAUGAAAUAUUUUACAGAAUUUUGCCUGCAUACAAUACAAUGAAACCUAUAAUUUCAAUCGAAAAUAUAAAGCAAUUUUAAUGUAACGCAAAUUGAAAGAAGAACCUGUGUGUAUGGGUGAAAACGUGACAGCAGUCAAACAAGCAAAAGCAGCAAAACAGUAAUUGUUGAAUUUUUAUUGAAUACGAUCUUUGUGUACUAUAAGUUUUAGAAAAUACUUAUGUACAAAAAAGGAAACGAAUCGUUAUGCCAAUACGAAUGACGAAAACAAAAGUAUUCAACCAUUUCACAUACAGCAGUGAAAGUAGUAUGUUAACAAGCGCAGUUGCCGCUAUUGGAGUCAAGUGGAUAUUCCUGUGUUCCUGUUUUACACUAUUCGAUACUAGCCUCAGUUUGUCCAUGACGGAAGUGCGUAUACCAAAGCAUAUAUUGCGGUAUGAGAAUGCUGUUCUUGGCUGCAAAUACGAUUUGGAUGGUGAAUCGCUGUACUCAGUGAAAUGGUACAAAGACGGUUUUGAGUUCUAUCGCUACGUACCACGGGAUAUGCCACCUGGGCAAGUAUUUCCAUUACCGGGAGUUGAUGUUGAGCUACUGAACUCGACAGAUAAUUUAGUGGUAUUAAGGCGCGUGUCGUUGCAGUCAACGGGUCGUUAUAGAUGUGAGGUCUCCGGAGAAGCGCCUUCUUUUCAGACAGUUUCAGGACACGAGGAUAUGAUUGUAGUUGGUACGUUCACUAAACACUUUUUAUUGUUAUUUAGAAAAUAUAUAUAA
Molecule: messenger RNA, 1008 nt
Organism: Rhagoletis zephyria (snowberry fruit fly)
Lineage: Eukaryota; Metazoa; Arthropoda; Insecta; Diptera; Tephritidae
Biological process (GO): motor neuron axon guidance
Source: RefSeq, a predicted model, not a curated record